Molecule: messenger RNA, 2097 nt
Organism: Drosophila kikkawai
Lineage: Eukaryota; Metazoa; Arthropoda; Insecta; Diptera; Drosophilidae
Source: RefSeq, a predicted model, not a curated record
CGCUUCGUUAACGGACGGAACGGUUAUAUCGCUAUGGAGCUACGGGGAAUCCUCGUUCUUGUCGUGAUCCUCGCCCAGGGAUCACUGGGUGCCGUCCACGAUGACCUGGCCCAGUGCGGCCUACAUGGUGUCUAUCGACAGCGACAGAGUCUCAUCGAUUCCCCAAAUUAUCCGGACAACUAUCCGGUGAACACCUGCUGGGACUAUGUGGUGCGAUCUCCCUACCGCUGUCCCACCAAGUUCCACAUCCAGUUCCUCGACUUUAAGCUGGAGCUCUCGGAGAACUGCAGUCGGGAUUAUUUGGCCAUUGGCCUGGAUAACGAUGGCGAUGACAUGGAUGUCCUGUGCGGCCAAGUGCUGGGCAUCAAGAAGUAUCACACUCCGGAUGGCGUUCUGCGUCUGCGAUUCCUCAGCGACGACUCGCCGUGGACAACGAACGGGGGCUUUCGCCUGCUCAUCACACGUCUGGCCUGCGAAAGGGAGGAUUUGGUGGCCAGGGGCCUGGGGGAUGAUGACGACGAGGAUGUAGUGGAUGGGGAUACAGUGCAGGUGAACGCCAAGUCGCCGCCCAAGAAGCAUCAUCAUCUGUUGCAUCCUCAACAGCAGCAGCAGCAGCAACAGCAGCUGGAGCAGAUUCCCCCCCAACAAUCAUUGAACUUUACACAGCAAACAACAAAUCCUUCGGGAUUUCCGUUUGGCUUGCCCCAGCGUCUGGGCUAUCCUGCUGGCUAUUAUCCUCCUCAGCAGACGCCACCUUGUGCACCUUCCCAGCAGCAGUUGCAGUUCCAAGAGCAGCAGAGAUUCCUUCAACAGCAACAGCAGCAACUCUUGCAGCAGCAACUCUUCCAGCAGCAGCAACUUCAGAGACCUCAACAGCAACAACAGCUCUUGCAGCAGCAACUCCUUAAUCCUCAGCAGGUCCUGAGCCCCCAGCAACUCCAAAUCCCUAACCAGAACAUACAGAACCCUCAGCAGGAGCUGCCUCUCAUCUCCGAUCAAUAUCAGACCACUUCCUUCCAACCCCAUGCCGUUACACUCAAGGAUUAUGAUUCCCAGAGCCUGCAGCAGUUUGGCGGACAGCUGGAUCUUUGCUGUGCCAGCAGCUUCAAUCAGAACCACUUCUAUCUGUCCAGUCCGGGUUUCCCGAGGACUGUCUUCAACUAUCUGCUGCCCAAUCAGCAGAGGGACUGCGUCUUUUACAUAGAGAAAAGCUCGCCGAAUGUGUGCCGCUUGAGGAUACAGUUCAAGUUCUUUGAUUUUGGACAGAAUGCAGGAGGAGCAGGCUUUGGAGGCGUCUCUGGAGGAGGCUUUGGAGGUGGAAUCUCAGGUUUCAAUGGUGGCUUUGCCGGCCAGCAAGCCUGCAAUGGUGACUUCCUGGAGGUCGAUGGCCAGCGUUACUGCGGCUGCCGCUCGGGCUUUGUCCACAAGUCGCAUUGGGCCCAGGGACGCAAGGCUCUGCGUAUGCGGAUCGGCCAGUCCAGCAGCACCACCUCCAAUGGCUUUCUGCUAGAGAUUUACCAGGAUCAGGACUCGGAUGGCUGUCGCCAGGAUGCUAUACCAGGUUUCGGCUUGGGCCUCCAGCAACCGUCGCAGCCGCAGCCCCAGUUGCCUCAAAGAGGCUUGGGUUUGGGUGUGGGCUUGGGCUUGUGGCCACAGCCUGGCCUGGGUGUGGUUCCUCAGCUGGGACAGCCGAAUCUUUGGCCAAUGCAGGCUGCCGGCGGCGCUGCCUAUCUCAGUGGCUAUCCAGUGUCCUUUAGUCCCACGCCCUAUCGACAGGCCAGAAGGAUAGCCUAUGCCCGGGGCAUCGAUGCCCAACAGCCCUCGCGCGUGGUGGAAACGAACUCAACCAGAAAGGAGUUUUAUUAUUUCGAUGGCGACGAAGCCUUUGCCCGCUCCGCCUUGGAGAACGAUGAAGAUGAGGACAAGCUGCCAAUAGAAACCAAGCCUACUUCCCCGGUGGUUACCAAGGCCUUUGAGCAGAGCAGCUGCUCCUUUGAUUACAUGGAGGUACUGAAGCUAUCGGUGGACACUCUUUGGCUGACCAAGCCUCUGUGCUUCUCGCCGCUGAGGAGUUGGUUUCCCAAUAUUUUUGGCUAG